Trichoderma breve is the source of this 1287-nucleotide messenger RNA. Its product is annotated as asparaginase domain-containing protein. Gene Ontology annotation, molecular function: hydrolase activity. The transcript has 3 exons. NCBI's taxonomy places the organism in Eukaryota, Fungi, Ascomycota, Sordariomycetes, Hypocreales, Hypocreaceae. Bases 1 to 1287 code for a protein of 428 amino acids. The record is from RefSeq and is a predicted model, not a curated record.
AUGGAGUACAAACAACAACACUCCGUCUCAGACUCCCAAGUCAAGAUCCAGCCUCGCCUCAUCAUCCACGGCGGUGCGGGAAACAUUCUUCGCAGCAACUUUCCCGCCGACAAAUAUGCCGCCUACCGAUCCUCUCUUCUCUCAAUCGUCUCCAAAACGCGAGAUUACAUGAACUCACCCACACACAGCGAAAAGAACGCAAGCAAUCAUCACCCCUCUGCACUAGAAAUUGCCACCCAUGCCGUCGCCCAACUAGAAGACAACCCGCUCUUCAACAGCGGUCACGGCGCAGUCUUCACGCGCGACGGCAUCAACGAGCUAGAAGCCUCCGUAAUGGUCUCGCGGGGCUUCAAGAAGCGCGGCGUAGGCGUCAUGGGGCUGCGGAGAGUGCGCAAUCCGAUUCUUUUGGCGAGGAAGAUGCUUGAGCAUGGGGAGCGGGAUCUUGCGCCUGCGGGAUCUGGACAUACACAGCUUCAUGGCCAGACAGCAGAGCAAUUAGCACAAAUGUACGGCCUGGAAAUGGUCGACCCGAAAUACUUUUUCACGCAGCAGCGUUGGGACGAACAUGUCCGUGCGUUGGAGCGCGAACAAAAGGGUUUGAGCUCCGGGACCUGGCAUGCGGAGGAGUAUCUCCCACAAGGAACCUGCGGAGCAGUUGCUCUGGAUGCAGACGGCGUGAUUUGCGCUGCCACGAGCACAGGCGGUAUGACGAAUAAGCUGACUGGCCGAAUUGGCGACACGCCCGUCGUCGGGGCUGGAUUCUGGGCUGAGGAAUGGGAUGAAGAGGGAUUGGAGGGGCUUGUUGAGGGGGCGAGGCCUGGGGUGAGUUUUGUUGGGCCGUUGAAGGGGUUGCUUGCGGAUUGUUUCCCUACGCCGUGGAUGUAUUCGCCUGCUGGUCAGUUUGUGCCCUCAUCUUCGACACGAUCCAUGGGGUUUUCGGGGACGGGGAACGGAGAUUCGUUUCUGCGUGUCAAUGCUGUGCGUACAGUCGCUGCUAUUGCGCGAUACAAGCCUCUCGCUGGAAACAAGGCAUUGGCGAGAGUUGCUGGUCCGGGGGGCGAGUUGCAGAAGAGUGCUGGAGAUCGAUGGGGCCGGACGGGAGAGGGCGAAGGCGGGAUAAUUGGUAUCGAGUGCGUCUUGGAGCGGGAUGAAGAUGGUGGUGUUGUUGGUGUUAAGUCGGAAGUGCUGAUGGAGUAUAAUUGCGGUGGCAUGUAUAGGGCUUGGAUUGAUGAUGAUGGGGAGGCGGUGAUGAGUAUCUGGUCGAAUGGCUCUGCAGACGAGCUGUGA